AUGGCCCGAGAGAGGCUCGAACCCGACGUGGGCUUAGACUUUGGCCUUUUGGUAUCGCGGCUCACCACGGCGUUCGCCAUGCUGGCGUCGUCCUUCGGGCCCCCGCGAAGUUCCCGACCCGCCCCGCCCGACUCCGACGCCUGGAGCAAAGUCGACGUCGAACUCUACUUCGAUGACUUGACUCCGGAAGGCACCGAGGCCGAACGUAAGUAUUCGCACAUGUUGGUCGUCCAAGAAACCGCGGAUGCGUGCGAGCCGCGUGUUGGCCUGCCCGACCACGAGAGUGUUUACGACUUCGUAGGGCGCGUCGUGUUCGAAAACGUCGAUAUGAAGGAGUGGAAUAUGGAAGUAACCUUGGCCACCGCCACGACGGACGAGAGCAACCUGCGACACUAUGACUGGAGCCAUAAGCACUUACCUCCCGGCGUCAGCCUCGUGCAUCGAGAUGUGGGAGAACACGACGACAGUGCCGACGACGAACACGUCUCCGAAGGCGUGACGUUUGCGCGUCAGCGCGUGGAGAUCAAAGAGAUCCCGAAAAUGCGGCAAGGCCAGCUCGAUACCUGGGAGGGCACCACGCUUGUCUUAUCGUUCACGUCCAGACAUCCGCACUGGGAUCCAGAUGGAGCAAGAGUGUCGAAUGAAAUCUGGGAUGCUGUGCAUUCCGCUGUCAUGGGUCUACCCGAAGGUGUGCAGGUUAGAAUCAGAUCACCCUCGAGAGACAAAGACGGUAUUGACAAUGUCUUCCAGGCUCCAUCCCGGACAAUCGCACCGCUCAUCCCCAAAUCUUCAGCAACAGUUCAACCAUGGGACCGGACAAACCGUGAGCACUUCUGUGCGAUGAAGUCUGGGCGCUUCGUUGCGACGGACCCGAGAGCCUCGUGUUCCGUCAAAUUGUGUUUCAACGUCUUCCCGCGCCGGUCGUCGCGCGAGAUGCGAUUAAAAUUCAGCUGCGCUGUUUUCAUGAACCACGCCGCGAUGAAAGCUGAACAGUCCCGCGGGCUCGUCGAUUCCCUUUGGGUCAAACCAGCGCAGCUCUGGGACGAACACAACCUCGCUCCCAUAACCCGAAGCGACGAGCGCGAUCGGUCGACGGCUGACGUGGACCCUUCCGCGGCGUCGCCGGAAGAUACGCGGGACGCCCUCGCGCUUUGGGUUCACAUCCGGAAGCGACCGGCGCCGGGUCCGAGCGCGCCGUCACUCGACGAUGACGACGUCGGAGAUGAAAUCGCCGCGAUCAUCGCCGGUGAUGGCCCCGGAAACGACGACGCGGGAGACGAUCGGUACCUCACCGACUUUCCCCGCGACGUGUACGUUCCGCACGAGAUUAAGGUUUACUUCGUCGACGACGACGUGUUAUCUCGCGGCGUCCCCGAGUCAACGGAUGAAGAUCCGGGCUUCAGGCUCCCGCCGAAGCUCUUCCACGCGCGCGGGACUCGCCUACCGCGACAGCUCAGGGACAGAAUGAUCGGUCUCGCGCUCAAGGAAGCGCUCAAGGACCUCAAACGGCAGGACCGAUACGGUUUCAUCGGCGGCGACGAGCGCGAGAGGCUCAGGGUUUGCGACGCGGUGAUUGCCGCGGCGACGGGAAUUCUCGAAGCCGCCGGCCCCGAGCGAGCCCCCGAGUUUUUCUCCCGGAUUCAGCGCAUGGUCGACGAGCGGCCCGACCUGGAUUGGAAAAAAGCCUUCGAGCGGAAACUUCGCGCCACCGCGUUCGGUGAGAUAUCAUGA
This is a messenger RNA of Micromonas commoda, 1731 nucleotides long. RefSeq lists its product with no specific name. The transcript has a single exon. The record is from RefSeq and is a predicted model, not a curated record. The coding region runs from base 1 to 1731 and encodes 576 amino acids. NCBI's taxonomy places the organism in Eukaryota, Viridiplantae, Chlorophyta, Mamiellophyceae, Mamiellales, Mamiellaceae.